Messenger RNA from Ogataea haglerorum, 1584 nucleotides. RefSeq lists its product as uncharacterized. Bases 1 to 1584 code for a protein of 527 amino acids. The transcript has a single exon. NCBI's taxonomy places the organism in Eukaryota, Fungi, Ascomycota, Pichiomycetes, Pichiales, Pichiaceae. Gene Ontology annotation, cellular component: chaperonin-containing T-complex. Gene Ontology annotation, molecular function: ATP hydrolysis activity; ATP binding; ATP-dependent protein folding chaperone. The record is from RefSeq and is a predicted model, not a curated record. Gene Ontology annotation, biological process: protein folding.
AUGCAAGCCCCUGUUGUGUUUAUGAACACGGCUGCGCAGAGACAGACCGGCCGCGAGGCCCAGAUCCAGAACAUCACCGCGGCAAAGGCCGUCGCGGACAUCAUCCGCACGUGUCUGGGCCCGAAGGCGAUGCUCAAGAUGCUGCUGGAUCCGAUGGGAGGCAUUGUGCUGACCAACGAUGGGCACGCGAUUUUGCGCGAGAUCGACGUCGCGCACCCGGCUGCCAAGUCGAUGAUCGAGCUGAGCCGCACGCAGGACGAAGAGGUCGGCGACGGCACCACGUCGGUGAUCAUUCUUGCGGGCGAGAUCCUUGCACAGACGUUCCCAUACAUAGAGAAAAACAUCCAUCCGGUGGUGAUCAUCCAGGCGCUCAAGCAGGCGUUGAAGGACGCGCUGGAGAUCAUCCACGAGACAAGUAUCCCUGUGGACCUGGAAAACGAGGCUGCGAUGGUGAAGCUCAUCAGCGCAGCCAUUGGCACCAAGUACGUGGCCAAGUGGUCGCAGCUGAUGUGCCAGCUGGCCCUGAAGGCGGUGAAGACGGUACUGGUGCAGGAGGGCGACCACAAGGAGAUCGACAUCAAGCGGUACGUGCGUGUGGAGAAGAUUCCCGGCGGCGAGAUCGAGGACUCUGUUGUCCUGGACGGCGUGCUGCUGAACAAGGACGUGGUGCAUCCCAAGAUGAAGCGUGUGAUUGAGAAGCCGCGCGUGGUGCUGCUGGACUGUCCGCUGGAGUACAAGAAGGGCGAGAGUCAGACCAACGUCGAGAUCACCAAGGAGGAGGACUGGGCCAGACUGCUGCAGAUCGAGGAGGAGCAGGUGAAGCUGAUGUGCGAGCAGAUUCUGGCCGUGAAGCCGGACCUCGUGAUCACCGAGAAGGGCGUUUCGGACCUGGCACAGCACUACCUGCUGAAAGGCGGCUGUUCCGUGCUGAGAAGAGUGAAGAAGAGUGACAACAACAGAAUAGCAAGAUGCACGGGCGCCACCAUCGUGAACCGCGUCGAGGACCUGAAGGAGUCCGACGUCGGCUCGAAGUGCGGCUUGUUCGAGGUGAAGCUGAUCGGCGACGAGUACUUCUCGUUCCUCGUGAAGUGUCAGGAACCAAGAGCCUGCACGGUGAUGCUGCGCGGCCCGUCCAAGGAUAUUCUGAACGAAAUCGAGAGAAACCUGCAGGACGCGAUGGCGGUGACGAGAAACGUGUUUUUCGAGCCGUCGCUCGCUCCGGGCGGAGGAGCCACCGAGAUGGCCGUCAGCGUCGGGCUCGCCGAGCGGGUCAAGAAAAUCGAGGGCGUGCAGCAGUGGCCGUACCAGGCGGUCGCGGACGCGUUCGAGGUGAUUCCGAGAACGCUGAUCCAGAACUGCGGAGGCAACCCGAUCAGGGUGCUGUCGCAGCUGAGAGCCAAGCACGCCAACGGCGAGCACACGUGGGGGAUCGACGGCGAGAGCGGCAAGAUUGUCGACAUGAACGAGUACGGCAUCUGGGAGCCCGAGGCGAUCAAGCAGCAGAGCGCCAAGACCUCGAUCGAGAGCGCCUGCAUGCUGCUCCGCGUCGACGACAUCGUGUCCGGGGUCAGAAAGGAGACCUGA